Cinara cedri is the source of this 160-nucleotide messenger RNA. The record is from the annotation of a GenBank genome assembly. Lineage: Eukaryota; Metazoa; Arthropoda; Insecta; Hemiptera; Aphididae.
GAACUCAAUGGCAAAAGACCGCUGGCCAAAAUAAAGGCGGAUUGACAGUCAGAAGGAACCUAAUCGAAAUUGGAAAACAAAACAAUGAGCUCAGGAAACGGAUAGAUGGAGCAAGCUGUGCGUUUAUGGCUUUUAAAGACCGAAUGAGAAGAAAAAGACG